This is a messenger RNA of Culex pipiens pallens (northern house mosquito), 1913 nucleotides long. It is a transcript of the gene Sclp, whose product is annotated as leucine-rich repeat-containing protein 20. The transcript is spliced from 3 exons. The coding region runs from base 379 to 1122 and encodes 247 amino acids. Lineage: Eukaryota; Metazoa; Arthropoda; Insecta; Diptera; Culicidae. The record is from RefSeq and is a predicted model, not a curated record. Gene Ontology annotation, molecular function: protein binding.
GAGCAGGGGCAAAACUUGCUGCCAGCGCAACGGCGUGCCAACCAACGAGCAGUCAUUCGCUGGUCAACGGUGAAGCAGUGAAAACAACCUUUCCGCGGUUUUCCCCCCUUUGCGAGGAGUGAUCGGAGUGCUCGGAGUAUCUGGAAAAACUGUCUAGUUUUCGGUGGAAAAGUUUUCCAGAUCCAGAGUUGUUACGGAAAAGCGCGAUCGUGAAGUUUUGAAAAAAUUUCUUUGUUUCACAAAGAUUUUUGAAAGGAAAAAAAACAAGCAAAACAGUGCGAAAACCGGAAGUGCUCAAAGUUUGUCGGAGUGAAUUUAUCAAACUUUAACUGUGCAACUUAAAGUGUGACCAAAAGCAAUCCCCAACCCAAACCCAAAAUGAGGCCUCCAUCGCACUUUGGCAACGACAUCACCAACACCGCCGCCAACGACGGAAAUAACAACAGCAGCAACAACAACAACAACAAUAACAACUCCGGAAGUGGUGGUGGAGAUGACAAUAACAACAACAACAACAACCGGAACACGAUCGUGGCCCGGCUCACGGAGAUGGGCGCGACGAUGAUGUUCCCCAAGAUUGCAGGUCGCGGAAUCAUCCGGGUCGUGGAGCGGUGCGACGACGCCAAAGAGAAUAGUAAUUUAGAUCUCUCCGAGUGCGAGCUGAUUCAGGUUCCAGAUGCGGUCUACCAUCUGAUGAGACACACUGAGCUGAAGACGUGCGACCUCAGCGGCAAUGUCAUCACGAAAAUCUCGCCCAAGUUUGCGGUCAAGUUCAGCUUGAUCACCGAGCUCAACCUGUCGCACAACCAGAUGGCCAAGCUGCCGGACGAGCUGGCCGACCUGCACUCGCUGCAGCAGCUGGACAUCUCGCACAACUCCUUCAUCACGCUGCCCGCCGUCGUGUUCAAGAUGCCGAAGCUGCGCGAACUGCGCGCCCACAACAACGCCAUCAUCGACAUCGACCGGGACGAGAUCAUCACGUCGGACUCGCUCGAGCUGGUCGACCUGCGGCACAACCCGCUCACGCCAAUGUGCCACGAGCUGCUCCGGAACGCGAACGUCUCGUUCCGGAUCGAGCUGUCCGAGCGGGAAAAGGAAGAGUGGGAGGACCUGACGAUCUGAUCGGAGUGUUUGGAGCGCAAUGAUCUUCCUGCCCGCGGGUCGUCUCGCCAGUUGCCCGCCAAGUUAGCUUUUAGUUAGUUUAUACGGUUUACAAAGAUCGUACCAGAAACUCUCUGUUUAGCGUUAAGACACUCUGUUCAGAACUCCUUGUGUAUUCUUUUGUGUAUUCAGCGCAUCAGCACGCGCCAACAGUUAUACUUAAUUUAGUUUGAGACUUGAGAGUGUUUAUUGAUUAGGACGUGAGCAGUGAAAACGCAACUCUAUUAGCCAAGUAAGACACGCAUACGUAUAAAGAGGAAUGCAAACUUGUAUUUAGUGACUAACCCGUACUUACCGUGUAUUAUACAAAACGAGAAACAAUGUAAAUCUACUGUAAAAAAAUGAGAAUUGCUUGCGAGAUUGUAAAAAAAAGAGAAAAUUUUGAUCUAGUCAUUCAGAGAGCAACUUAAAGGAAAAAGUACAGAGUAAAUGCAAGUGAGGCAUGUGAAGUUGAUCAAAAUUUUAUACGCACAAACACACGCACUAAAGAAAAAAGAUGUUGCAUCCGACCGAUUAUGCGUAAUUUAUGUAAAAUAAUGCGAGUGAUAUUACCUACUAGAGGAGUAAGUCAAUAUAGUUAAUAUAUUAUAUACAGUGUUUUUGUCUUUCCGGAAUGGUAACCGAUUAGAGCAAAGUUUGUGUGUUUUUGUCGAGGGAAACAAAAAUAACGAUGUGAUGUGCAAUAGCAGCGUUUGUACGAGAUUUCGAACAAAAUUUACCCAGAAUGAUGCAAUAAAACUAUGUUGAAGGAA